AUGGCAUCCGACGAAGAAAGUGCAUCAGAUACAGAGCACGACAAGGAACUGCUCUUUGAAGUUGAGUAUCUGAAUGUGUCGGAAAUGUCCCUGAAGGAUGACAAUACAUUAAAUUUUGAGAAAGGCCAGACCAGUAAACAAGCGGAGAAGAUCAUACGCUGUUGCGGGAAGCAUUCAAUCCGUAAGCAUCGUCCCCGAUCAGAAGUGGAUGUUCCGGAUGGCAAAGUGCCAUGCAAUGUUUGCUUCGCGCUUUUUCCGAAUAAAUUCACAGCUGCGAUGCACAAGAGAGGCAAAAAUAGUGUGCAACCACUGAUGAAAUGUAAGUUCUGUGGAUGUAAUUUUUUCACAAAGAAAGGCAUGAUAAAGCACAGAAGGCAGUUUCAUAAAGGGCAGCGUCAUAAAUGCUGCAGAUGUAGUUUUUCAAGCAAAGAUAAGAAUGAACUUAUCGAACACUCCAUAAGCCACAAAACAAAUUCCAACGAGGAAGAAAGAGCUAAAGCAUACCAAUGCAAACUUUGUGAUUCACGAUUUCAAUUGCUGCAGGAGAGACGACUUCACGAACGUUUACCGUACAGAAUACGCCGAAAAAAACGUACCAAAAAAGUGUCCGAAGAAGCUACCGUUCCUGCCAAUUGGUGUUGUGGUUGUGGCAGAGUGUUUAGCUCCAUAUCCGAAUUGAACGCCCACCAAAAUGAAGUCCAUUUACCAAAUCGCCUCGAACAUAACGAAGAGAAUCCCAUUGAAUGUGUCGGCUGCUACAAACGAUUCAAAACCGACAACAUCUUGAAGCAACAUCUUCGGAAAAACGCCACCAGGAAACGGUUCUUCUGCGACAAAUGCACCGCGGUACGUCUGUCUCCCGAAGAAAUGAUCCAACACCAACUGUCCCAUACCGGAAAGAAUGCCUUCCUUUGCUGUGGCUGCAAGAUGCAAUUUGAAUCGAACGAACAGCUGGAACAGCACGCACUGCAGGAGCACGCCAACAGACCGAAAAUUUAUUACAACGAUGAAGACGACACCGAACGGCCUUUCCCGUGUAAGGUUUGCUACCGACGGUACAAAUCGCUGAGAGAUCUACGAGGACAUCAGCGGUUUGUCUAUAGCGUUAGAAAUCAUACCUGCGAGAUUUGUGGGAAAAGUUUUCGCCACGUAAGCAGUCUUACACUGCACAUCGCUAGUCACAAGACAAAAGCGGAGUUUCCUUGUCCCAUCUGUGGCAACAAGUACAAACAUGAGCGCCAAGUGCGUUUUUGUAUGAUUCGUCACGAACGCCCCAGGGAGCACAAGUGCAAGAUAUGUAACGUUACCUUCACGGCUGCAGCAAAUCUCUAUUCCCAUAUGGUGUCGCAUUCGGAUAGCCGUCCUUACAAAUGUAACAUUUGCGGUGUAACGUACAAACGUAGUUUCCACCUUCGGAAGCACAUGGACGUCCAUUCAGACAAGAAGCAUUAUCCUUGUAAGUACUGCCCGGCGGAGUUCUUCUCGACGUCUGAACUGUACAAGCACGAGAUCAGCCACACUGGAGUGUAUCCUUACGAAUGCGAAAUUUGUUCUAAGAAGCUUUGCACACGUCUAGUUUACAUCAAGCAUUACGAGGCCCACAUAGAAGAUUCGGAAAAGGUGUUUGUUUGUCACCUGUGUCCGAAGAAGUUCAGUCUGGAUCAUUUUCUAUCGAAUCACAUCAAGUAUAAACAUCGAAUCGAACCGCAGGACAAGCAGUGGAAUAAAAAGUUCAACCGCAAAGGCCCGGCCAGGUUAAAAGGAGGUCGCAGACUUAGGUAUACUAGCCCGAAUGCACCGCUAGCCCGAAUACAACAAGCCCGAAUCGAAAUUAAUCUAUCAGUAUCUUAUCGUAUAGAAUACGGAAGAAUAGCGUAUGUUCCAAAGAAGGAAAAACCUCUGCCGGAUUUGUAA
Aedes albopictus (Asian tiger mosquito) is the source of this 1914-nucleotide messenger RNA. RefSeq names its product zinc finger protein 883. The transcript is spliced from 4 exons. The record is from RefSeq and is a predicted model, not a curated record. Lineage: Eukaryota; Metazoa; Arthropoda; Insecta; Diptera; Culicidae. Bases 1 to 1914 code for a protein of 637 amino acids. Gene Ontology annotation, molecular function: RNA polymerase II cis-regulatory region sequence-specific DNA binding; DNA-binding transcription factor activity, RNA polymerase II-specific. Gene Ontology annotation, biological process: regulation of DNA-templated transcription.